This is a messenger RNA of Colletotrichum phormii, 691 nucleotides long. RefSeq lists its product as uncharacterized. The transcript has a single exon. The record is from RefSeq and is a predicted model, not a curated record. Lineage: Eukaryota; Fungi; Ascomycota; Sordariomycetes; Glomerellales; Glomerellaceae. The coding region runs from base 37 to 351 and encodes 104 amino acids.
GACGAAUCCGUCCCCUGGAUAGACCGCAACAUCGAUAUGGCCGUCCUCAAGAAGUGCUCGGUGAUGGCUUUGCGAACGCCAAGUCCGGGACCAAUACUUCCUCCUCAACGAACGCGGGGGAACAAUACCCGCCUGGACUCGGCGACGGGGCGAAGAACUAUUGUGAGAGCACCGACGCCCCGAUUUUCGACACCCAAGGACAUGCUCGGCGGGCCGGAGAUGCCCAUUUCGGAGCUCCAACCGAAAAGGGCACAAACGGUUCUGGAGCGAGAUUAUUGCGCGCUGGCUACUAGGCUGCGGGACAAAGGUGACCCAGGAGGAAGUGGAGAGGACGUCUUCAGCCAAAAUUGAGGAUUGCUGCAAGGCAUUAUGGGUUGCACCAAAUGAUUUUCUACUCACACUUGAGGAGAUAUUAAAGGGUCGGUAUUGAGGGAGGUACGGAGCCGGGGAAGUCGCAUGCCGAGAGAAAACGGUAGAGGGGGCGAGGGCGAGGAUAGUGACGAGGACUUUGAGAUAGAAAAUGCCGAGGUAAAGCAGGAGAAGUCCGACGUUCCGAGAGUGAGGGUUGACAAGGAAGCCGUCUGGGCUUGGGUGAUGUACAGGCAAAUCAGAUUAGUCUUGAAAAGGUAUCUGAUCCGGAUGGAUUUAUAAGAAGUAAAAAUGUGUUGGUUCUUAAUUAUUAGCUUUGGCG